Messenger RNA from Chaetura pelagica (chimney swift), 1314 nucleotides. RefSeq names its product death-associated protein kinase 3 (gene DAPK3). The record is from RefSeq and is a predicted model, not a curated record. Gene Ontology annotation, molecular function: ATP binding; protein serine/threonine kinase activity. Gene Ontology annotation, cellular component: cytoplasm; nucleus. The transcript is spliced from 8 exons. NCBI's taxonomy places the organism in Eukaryota, Metazoa, Chordata, Aves, Apodiformes, Apodidae. Bases 1 to 1314 code for a protein of 437 amino acids. Gene Ontology annotation, biological process: intracellular signal transduction; positive regulation of apoptotic process; protein phosphorylation.
AUGGGUGGCCAGUUUGCCAUUGUCAGGAAGUGCCGGGAGAGGAAGACGGGGCUGGAAUACGCGGCCAAGUUCAUCAAGAAGCGGCGACUCUCGUCCAGCCGCCGGGGGGUCAGCAGGGAGGAGAUCGAGAGGGAGGUGGACAUCCUGAGGGAGAUCCAGCACCCCAACAUCAUCACCCUGCACGACAUCUUCGAGAACAAGACUGACGUGGUGCUGAUCCUGGAGCUGGUCUCCGGGGGAGAGCUCUUUGAUUUCCUGGCUGAGAAGGAGUCCCUGACGGAGGAGGAAGCCACUCAGUUCCUGAAGCAGAUCCUGGAUGGGGUGCACUACCUGCACUCCAAGCACAUCGCCCACUUCGACUUGAAGCCAGAGAACAUCAUGCUGCUGGACAAGAACGUGCCAAACCCCCGCAUCAAACUCAUCGACUUCGGGAUCGCCCACAAGAUUGAAGCUGGGAAUGAAUUUAAGAACAUCUUUGGGACCCCAGAGUUUGUAGCUCCAGAAAUUGUGAACUAUGAACCUCUGGGGCUGGAGGCUGACAUGUGGAGCAUCGGGGUCAUCACUUACAUCCUGCUGAGCGGAGCCUCCCCAUUCCUGGGGGAAACGAAGCAGGAGACCCUGACCAACAUCUCUGCUGUCAACUAUGACUUUGAUGAGGAGUAUUUCAGCAACACCAGUGAGCUGGCCAAGGACUUCAUCCGCCGCCUGCUGGUCAAGGACCCCAAGAAGCGAAUGACCAUCGCCCAGAGCCUGGAACACCCUUGGAUUAAGGUGAUCAAGAGGAGGAACGUCCGCAACGAGGACAGCGGCAAGAAGCCCGAGCGCCGCCGGCUGAAGACCACGCGCCUCAAGGAGUACACCAUCAAGUCCCACUCCAGCAUGCCCCCCAACAACACCUACAUCAACUUCGAGCGCUUCUCCAAGGUGAUGGAGGAGGUGGCUGCAGCUGAGGAGAGCCUCCGAGAGCUGGAGAGGAACAAGAAGUCCUUCCAGGAGGACAUCGAGGCCCUGCUGUCCAUCUAUGAGGAGAAGGAGUCGUGGUACAAGGAGGAGAACGAGAGCAUCAGCCAGGACCUGCGGCAGAUCCGGCAGGAGCUGCAGAAGACAGAGGCUCUGAAGAAGCAGGCACAGGAGGAGACCAAGACCGUGGUGCAAGUGGCCAAUGGGCUCAAGAGGAGGUACCGGAGGCUGGAGAACCACUACGAGGCGCUGGCCAAGCAGGUGGCUUCGGAGAUGAAGUUUGUGCAGGAGCUGGUGUGGUCCAUCGAGCGGGAGAAGCUGCAGAGCGGUGAGGGCGACGGCAGCAUCCGUUAG